Molecule: messenger RNA, 1068 nt
Organism: Rotaria socialis
Lineage: Eukaryota; Metazoa; Rotifera; Eurotatoria; Philodinida; Philodinidae
Source: the annotation of a GenBank genome assembly
AUGUUGAAUAAAGAAUCCUUGCGUCAUCAAAAAUGUUUAAUAUCACUUGUAUUUAUUUUAUUAAUGAUUUUAUUAUUUUUCUAUUCAUUUGGAACUUUGUGUGGGCCCUCGAUAUCUUUUAAUGUGAAUAGACAACUCACAACAAUAACAACAACACUCAUUAAUUUAAAAUUGAGUCCGGUUUCAAAUAUUCAGGAGCCAUACAUAUUUUCAAAAAAACAGUAUUUAAAUGAAACUCGCCAGCCUACUGUAAAUGUUAUUGCCUUCUUAGUGGCAAGUCCUACUGGUGAUAUGCGCCUAGCUUAUAAUCCUUAUCCAAGACUUCGUGAGAGAGUUAUUCAACUUGAUGAACGUCUUGGUGAUAAUAAGACAGCAGAUCUAAUUAUAUUUCAUACUGGUUAUCCGUUUCAUGGAGAUGUAACAUCAAUAAUGAAGGCCACCGCACGAAACGUACUGUUCGUGAAUGUUGAUCACAUAUUUUACAGAUUUUCUCCUGGUUUCGAUCCACAUAUAAGAGAUCCAACUUGGACACAGAGAGGUAAAUGGAAUUAUCAUCAUAUGUGCUAUUUUUGGUUUAAACAAGUAUUCGAAUUAAAAAUUAUUCAACAAUAUCGAUACAUGAUGCGACUUGAUGAUGAUUCGCAAAUGCUAGGUAAAUGGCCUAAUGUAUUCGAAAUAAUCGCCAAACGUCAAGCUCUUUACAUCGCAAAUAGAAGAGAAGUGGAUUUCGAUUAUGUUCUUCCUGGUAUGACACUCGUAAGAAAUAUCACUCUGGCUUUCAUAAGAAAAUAUAAUAUAAGACCUCGGAAUCCUGAUAUGAUGGCUGAUAUCUUUAAUCGUACACUAGAAACACCUAAUUAUUGGAAUAAUGUUGAAGUAAUAGAUUUAUCAUUGAUUCGUCAAAUAGAAGUUAUUGACUUUAUGCGUUGGGUUGAUGAAUCAAGAGGCAUAUUUCUCUAUCGUUGGGGUGAUGCUCCUCUUCGUUAUAUAACAUUAGCACUUUUUGUAAAUGCAACGCAAAUAUUGCAUUUAAAUAAACUAGAACUUGGCUAUUGUCACCCUUGUUAA